CCAUAGGUUUCCUACUUCAAUGAAUCAAACCCAUGGAGUUAAUAAGUACUAACUCUAUGAUCAAACCACAAUCAAACACUCGAAGUCAUAGAUUAGACACAUACAUAGAUUAUACACUUAAUAUAUUUGACACAUAUUUCGAAGUAAAAUUAAAAAAAGAGUGUAAUUAAGCGAACCAUUUAAAAAUGUUACACAGUGUGAACAAUCGUACUAGAAAACACGCGUGGUGUGCAAAAUUACAAUAAAGAAAGUUACAUUGUUUAAACGCCGGCUUUAAAUUAAAUUGUUAAAUCAGCGAAAAUAACAAUGAUCACAUUAUUGCAAUACCGAUGGACAGGGCUCUUCCUUCUAAUCACGGCCUUAGGAGCAUUAACCCUUUUCCUGUAUGGAUUUUUUCCACUAAAAUAUCAUUCAGGAAAAUUUGCCCACAUGAGUGACCUUCCUAACUUCAUAGAUGGUGUAAGUAUUGACGGACAGCAAGUAUAUAACUCUGGGGAGAAUAGUGUGAUUCUAAUGGUUAUUGAUGGAUUACGCUAUGAUUUUGUAACAGAAGAAUAUAUGGCAUAUACAGGCCAACUCUUGAAGAACAAAUCAGCUUGCAUUUAUGUUACUGUUGCUGAGCCUCCUACUGUGACUAUGCCCAGAAUAAAAUCACCAGAACGGAAAAAGGAAAAAGCACAGUGGAGACGCACAAUAAACUUCUGGAGGGACAUAUUCGCCAUGAUGACUGGGAGUGUAUCGACGUUUGCCGAUGUAGCGUUAAACUUCGGAGCGCCUGCUGUUCGAGGGGACAGCGUACUACGCGUCGCCGCUUCUAGAGGUCGACGCACCGUCAUGUACGGGGACGACACCUGGAUCAGACUAUUCCCAGGCCUGUGGUCCGAAUACGACGGAACCACUUCGUUCUUCGUGACCGAUUAUACAGAGGUGGACAACAAUGUCACCAGGCAUUUAGACAAAGUGUUGGCGCCUGAUGAAAAGAAACAACCGAAAUUCGACCUUUUAGUACUGCACUAUUUAGGCUUAGAUCACAUUGGUCACUUGGAAGGCGCCCGCAGUACAAAAAUCAAACCGAAGCUAGUGGAAAUGGAUGAGAUAGUGAAGAAGAUUUAUGUGGCCAUGCAAAAAUGGGAUCGUAACGGAAUCCUAAUAGUUUGCGGAGACCACGGCAUGCGGGACGCGGGGGGCCACGGGGGCUCCACUCCCGCAGAGGUUCUAGUUCCUCUGGUGGUCAUAAAAAGUCAAGAUUUCGAAUGCCCACAUCCAUUAGGGCCAGGACCUACGGUGGCUCAGGUCGACGUUGCGCCCACGAUAUCCUGGUUGCUAAACGCCCCGCCCCCCGGGGAUAGCACGGGCCGGAUACUGCCGUCCCUGCUCCCCGCCGACACGAGACAGCAUCUCUACUUACUUCACAUCAUAGCUGAAAGAAUGGCAAAACAAAACGACUUGCCCACAGAUAAAGAGUUUUACAAGCAAUUCGAGAGGGCCGAAAAUCAAUUUGCCCACUAUUUGGCGACCGGUCAGCAAAGCGCCGCGAAAAUAUCAAAAGAGUUCUACGAACAGUCGCUGGCGGAGAUGACCGAGUACCUCAACGGAACCACGGUCGACUUCGACAUGUUCUCUAUAGUAGUUGCUAUAAUACUGCUUUAUUUUAUUGUCGCGUCGCUUCUGUGCGUAACUCUAUACUCACUCCAGCCGGACCACAGCAGGAAACACAGUACGACGAAGCGAGGCUACCAAAGCUCUAACGCCGGUAGAAUAGUGGCGUUUCUAUUCAUGCUCUGCUUGUCCGGUAGCGGCUUGAUCGUCGCCUGUUUCAUAACCGAAACCAAAAGUCAGCUGUGCUCGUUCAACGGGCUCUGGCUACCGGUCCUUUUAGUCGUCGCGGCAGCGUUCACAAUAACAUACUUCAUCAUGAAAACCGGCAUCGAGAGAAUAAAAAAUCUGUCGUCGCUAAACGAGCUGAACGCGAUCGAUUUUCUACUGAUCGGCGGGACAGUUUUCCAUGCGUGGUCUUUCUUCGGCACGAGUUUCAUCGAGGAAGAGCACAUGACGUGGUAUUUCUUCUGGAACACAUUCAUGUUUUUCGUUUUGAUACGGAGCAUCGUGGUUGUCGUUAUGUAUUGGAGUAAGAAGAUGACCGGCGCGACUGAAGUACAAGAGAAACCUGGCUUAGAUGAGAAAAUGAGCGCCGUCGGUAUCAGUAUUGUCCCGAAAUGGGUCCUACUCAUAGCCUUACAUAGAUAUUUGCGCACCAUGAACCAGACCGGGGACCGCUGGUUGUUCCUGCCGGACACAGCGGACUGGCUCAACGAACCUGAGAACUCGCUAUACUUAGAACUCCACGUGAUCAUUGGAACUAUAAUGACAGUAUUAAUAUGUGUCCACAAUCUCGUUUACACGAAUAACUUGAUGUACAUCCACACGGCGCUGACGGCCGCGGCCGCGACCUGCACCUUCUGCUACAGGGUUGCCACGCACGCCGUGCACGCACCCUUCGAGGACAUGAAGACCUGGGACCCCAUUAUAAUCGUCAGCGUUUUCUGGGGAAUCCUAAUGGCCCAGUUCAUAUACGAGAUCAUCACUUACGUUGGAUUCUUCAAAAGCUGCGGCGUCCAUCCCGCCGAGCACGCAAUGAACAGCAAAAAGUUCGAUUACGUGAAACCUAAGACAAAAACUGAAGAUUAUAUCUACGAUCCGACAAUUGAGGAGCCGUGGAACGUCGAGGAAGUCAAACUGAAUCUCGCUCGUUCGCUUUCGCAUCUGAUGCUCAAUAAUAUGAUGCUAGUAAUACUGUUGCUGAUGAGACCGCACAACGUGGUAAUGGUGCCCAGUGUAUACAUUACGUGUGUCGUGAGUUCGAAAUGUGUGGACCAUAAACUGCUGGAUCGGAGGUCCGCUAGGAACACGGACGUCGCGGACGUUCUGAGCAGGACGCUGGUGCACAUGUGGAUCGGGAUACUGUUCUUCUUCUAUCAGGGUAAUUCGAACAGUCUGGCGUCUGUGGACCUGGGGUCGGGGUAUGUUGGUCUGCGCGAGUACAGCCCUGUGAGGGUGGCGACGCGCAUGGGGCUCCACGCGUACGCCGGACCCGCGCUGGCUGGCGCCGUGCUGUUCUGCACCCUCGCUGCGGAGGCCCGCGAUUGGCAACAGUACUUAAAAUCAAUAUGGCGGGCUACAAACAUAUUGGCGCUCCACAGAGUAUACGCUGUCGUCUUAUAUACAGUGAUAGCGACAAUAUUUCGACACCAUUUAUUUGUGUGGUCUGUCUUCUCUCCUAAACUAUUAUACGAUUUCGUUGCAACAGUCUUUGGUGUACAGGCGUUAGCUACCAUAGGUUAUAUUAUUUUUUUAACGCAUGUUACGAGUUGGCUGGCUAGAGUACUAAUCACUAGAUCAGGACUGAGGUAAGUAUUAACAAAGCAGAAAAGUGUAAUAUAAUAAAGUUGAAAAUGAUAUGAUUGUUUUAUGAAUUUGUAUAUUUUUUACAAGGAUGGUUUGGCUGAAUUUUUUUUUUUUUUUUGUUAGUGGACAUGCUCACAGCCCACCUGGUGUUAAGAGGUUUGUGGAGCCCAUAGAAAUAUACAACGUAAAUGCGCCACCCACCUUGAGAUAUAAGUUCUAAAGUCUCAAGUAUAGUUACAGUGAAUACACAGCUGUGGGUGAACAUAGUUACGUACACAUUAAACGUGACUAAUAAAAAUUAAAUGAUGCUGUGGUUAGGCGAAGGUUCUAACACUUGAGCUUAGUUCGUCGCCCGCAUGGCGGAGCCACACGCGCAGGCGUUUUAAGCUGAAAGAAAGUACGUCAGUACAUGUAUGUAAUUACUAUCAUAGAUAAUACACUUUUAUAAUAUUACGGUUUUAAAACACAGGCAGCCAUCGUUGAUGUUAAUUAGUCUAAGGAACUAUGGAAUCAUAGAUGACUGCAUUCCUAUAAUAUGUAUAAAUAGCAACAUAAGUAUGCGAAACCAUAAUUUUUGUAUAUGUAUAUUUUUAAAUAAAACAAGUGUUUGAUAAA
Messenger RNA from Bombyx mori (domestic silkworm), 4020 nucleotides. RefSeq names its product GPI ethanolamine phosphate transferase 2 (gene PIG-G). Gene Ontology annotation, cellular component: endoplasmic reticulum membrane. Bases 307 to 3411 code for a protein of 1034 amino acids. The transcript has 14 exons. Gene Ontology annotation, biological process: GPI anchor biosynthetic process. Lineage: Eukaryota; Metazoa; Arthropoda; Insecta; Lepidoptera; Bombycidae. The record is from RefSeq and is a predicted model, not a curated record.